AUGACCCAUCUGGUAGACCCCAGUGGUGGACCAGCUGCGCCAGGUGCGUCUGAGCGCAUGUUUGUGUUUCCGGUACCAGCUGCUGGUGGUCACGGUUAUGAUUGGCUGAAUGAAGGAAAAAAAGCCCGAAACAGUGCUGUAUCAAUCUACCCCCAGACUCUGUCGUCUAUCCUCUGCUAUAAUAGCUGCGCCGACUUCGCCCCGGUAGGUGGUUGCCCGUUCGUGACCCCUAUCGCCCAUACGAAGCUUGUUUGCUUCGGGAAGCCAAUGGAUCGGUGUGCGCCCAUUCCUGUGUGAAUAUAUAUAUAUCAGGCUACAACACAGGGGACGCACACCCAGUGGAUUUUAUCGCUGCUCUUGAAGCGACACUCUCAAUGACGUAGGCCACAGAGGACACCAAGAACUCGAUUCGCCAACGAGUCGCAUCGCUCAUCAUAUCCCACAGGCCACGUCGAACCAUCUCCUCAGCCGAGGUAAAUGCCAUUAAAGAACUAAAGAUGGACGAAGACAUUGUGAUUGUCCCAGCAGACAAAGGACGGGCAACCGUGAUCCUGGACAAGUCAGAGUACGUAGCGAAAGCUCAGGAGCUACUCAACGAUAACCAGUCAUACAAGGUCAUUGACUCGGACCCCAUGAAAACACUGGUGGCAAAAAUCAACAAGAGUCUGAGUCUAAUGAGGAACCAACAGGCAAUAUCUGAGACCGAUUGGCGACAGAUGAAACCACAAGAUGCUGCCAUAGCACGCUUCUACGGUCUGCCAAAGAUCCACAAACCAAACGUUCCCUUGCGGCCAAUUGUGGCGCUGAAGGGCACACCUACCUACGGUCUGGCUAAAUGGCUUACCAAACAUCUGAAGAAGCUGACGGAGGGCUCAGAACACACAGCAGUAUCCCCAUCACACUUCCUGGAAAGACUCCGAGGCGUCAAAAUAGCCCCCAAUGAAAUAAUGGUGUCCUUCGACGUCGUCUCUCUUUUCACCUCCAUCCCUAAAGAAUUAGCCACGAGGGUCAUAAGUGACCUCCUGGAGAGGAGGUACGAUGAAGAGGAAAGACCUCUGAAAAGGAAGCACAUAAUGGAGCUACUGGACUACUGUUUGAGCACGUACUUUACGUUUAAUGGCCAGGUGUACGAGCAAAUCCAGGGAACUCCGAUGGGAUCACCAAUCUCCGGCUACCUAGCUGAGGCGGUUCCAAAAGAACUGGAAACACGGGUUUUUCAGUCCUACAUGCCAAAAUUCUGGAUGCGCUAUGUGGAUGACACCUUUGUCAUCCUACCUCAAGACAUGAAAGAGACGUUCAGAAGCAAACUGAACUCAAUUUUCCCCCAAAUUCAAUUCACAAUGGAGGAAGAAAAGGACGGAGAAAUCCCCUUUCUGGAUGUCCAGGUGUCGAGACAGGAAGACGGUGCCCUCCAAACUGGUGUCUUUCGAAAGGCGACUGAUACGGCGAAAAUCCUCCAUUACAGCAGUAACCACCCCUUGUCACAUAAACGCAGUUGCGUGCGGACACUCUUCCUACGCAUCAACACACACUGCAGCACAGAGGCUGAAAAGCUGCGAGAGCGUAAAUCCCUAUGGCGUCUCUUUCUCUCCAAUGGGUACCCACGCAGCUUCAUAAACAAAUGCCUUUGUCAAAGGCACAUGAAGACCGACGGUGAACAAAAACAAAAACCUGAAUUCUUUCGUGCUUUGCCCUACGUGAGUGACGUUUCCGAAGCCACUGAACGCAUGCUCAGACCACUCAACGUGGGCCUUGGACACCGGCCGGAGGUCACUAUCCGCCGCUUACUCAUGCAGCCCAAGGGGCGGCUACCACCUGAGGACACGUCAGGAAUUGUUUACCGCGUCAACUGUCUAGACUGUCCGGCCAAUUAUUGUGGCAUGACCGACAAACGAUUAAGGUCGCGCAUGCAUGAGCAUUCUCUAGCUGUAAAGCGAAAAGAUGUACGAUCACAUGUUGCCAUGCAUAGCCUCGAAAAUGACCAUCAAUUCGGCUUCGACAAGGCAGAAGUAAUCGGUCGAGCUGAAAGCAAAAUGGCGAGAGAGAUAAUCGAAGCCUGGCAAUCCAACGCCAACUCCAUCAACCGUAGGAUCGACCUACCGGCGCCAUAUGAGGCCAUCAGACACCACUUGAGCAGGAAGGGAGGGCCAAUGGGAAGAGAGAACAAUGGACCUAUCAGUACUGAGUAA
This is a messenger RNA of Spirometra erinaceieuropaei, 2189 nucleotides long. NCBI's taxonomy places the organism in Eukaryota, Metazoa, Platyhelminthes, Cestoda, Diphyllobothriidea, Diphyllobothriidae. The record is from the annotation of a GenBank genome assembly.